Molecule: messenger RNA, 2931 nt
Organism: Oryza brachyantha (malo sina)
Lineage: Eukaryota; Viridiplantae; Streptophyta; Magnoliopsida; Poales; Poaceae
Product: disease resistance protein RGA4-like
Exons: 2
Coding region: 1-2832 (943 amino acids)
Biological process (GO): defense response to other organism
Molecular function (GO): ADP binding
Source: RefSeq, a predicted model, not a curated record
AUGGAGACGGCGGUUUUGAGCACUGUUCUCACCAUGCUAGGGCCCAAGCUCUACGCCUUCCUGCAAGACAACCACGACCUGCGGCGGAACCUGGAGCACGACAUCCAGUACAUCCGAAACGAGCUCCGCAUGAUCGCUGCUGCGAUCGACGAGCACGACCACCGGCAGCAGCGGAGCCACAACGGUGCCGUGCAAGGGGCCUGGAUCCAUGGCGCCCGUGAGCUAGCCUACGCCAUGGAGGAUUGCGUCGACCGCUUCCUGCACCGCGUAACGACGGGCGGCCACGGGAGGCUUGCCACGGUGGCGGUCCGCACCAGGUUCGCCGCCAUGAUCCAGAAGCUCAGGAAGAAAUCGGAGGAUCUUUCCAGGCUGCGAUCAAGCUACGCAGACACCGGCGGUUGCGAUGCCAAUGGCGAAUCAUCCAACUCCUCGGGGAUCUUCUUGGCAUCCGAGGCGCAUGCCCCGGCUGGUGACACCGUCCCCGUGGGGAUGGACGGGCCGAGGGAUGAGAUCCUUGCGCUGGUGAGGGAGACGCAAGGCCAGCCAAAGCGACUCAAGGUCAUCUCCCUUGUUGGUUUCGGCGGUCUAGGGAAGACCCUACUCGCCAUGAAAGUCUACGAGAGUGAUGCUGUUCGCGAGGGGUUCCAUCCACGGGUCUGGGUUUCCGCGGCUGGAAAGAGCGCGGCGAAUGUCCUCAGGGACAUGCUGUGCCAGCUUGGCUUGGGACAUGAGGAGGAUGACUACUCUGAUGUCAACAAGAUCAUCACAAUUCUCAAGACAUCCCUCCACUCCAAGAGGUUCUUCAUUGUAAUUGAUGACAUGCAGAGGGAAUAUUGGAACAGUACUAUAAAAGAUGCUUUCCCUCUAGAUACAGGAUUGACCAGCAUAGUGCUGGUGACAACAACCGUUCAUUCCAUAGCAAAUGCCUGCAGCUCUGGUAAUGGCCAUGUGUAUGUGAUGAGCACUCUUGACAAAAAACACUCGAGACAAUUAUUCUUAAGAGAAACUUCCUGGGAUGAGUAUCCACCUGGUUCAGAAGCAGCAGUGUGUACCAAAUGUGAUGGUUUACCACUAGCUCUUGUUUCAACAGCCCAGUUCCUGCAGAGCAAAGGUCAGCAGAUACCUCAGGAAUAUGCAAAGCUGUGUGACAAUCUUGGUAUGCACAUGGAAAGAGAGGACACCUUAGCAAGAAUGAAGCAUGUACUUGUUCACAACUAUACUAGCCUUCCUGGCCAUGUUAUCAAGGCUUGCUUGCUCUAUUUUGGUGUUUUCCCCAGUGGCCAUCAGAUCGGCAGAGGGAAAUUGAUAAGGCGAUGGUCAGCUGAAGGAAUUGUCGAAGCAGACCCUUUCCGGAGAUCUCUCGACGUCGCUACGGACUACUUCAAGGAGCUGAUCAACCGGAGCAUCAUUCAGCCUGUUGCUGUCAGCAGCAACACUGAGGUGAAGACGUGCCAAACUCACGGCAUGAUGCUGGAGUUCAUCCUACGUAAGUCCAGGUGUGACGACUUCAUUACAUUGCUUUGUGAUCAAGUUCACUUGCCCGACAAAAUACGCUGCCUUUCAGUACAGCAGAACAACUCUAGAAGGGGAAGAGGUUCGUUAAAUUCGAACAUUGAUUUAUCUCUUGUCCGGUCACUGACAAUCUUCGGAGAGGCAGAGGAAUCGGUACUAGAAUUCUCUAGGUAUGAACUGCUGCGAGUUUUGGAUCUCGAGGAAUGCGACAACGUGAAAGAUGAACAUCUCAGGAAGAUAUGCAAGCUGUUGCUGCUCAGGUAUCUAAGCCUUGGGAGCACCAUUACAAUGCUCCCAAAGGAUAUCACAAAGCUAAAAUUUUUGGAGACACUUGAUCUGCGAAGAACAAAGAUAAGGAUCCUGCCUAUACAAGUUAUCAAGCUGCCAUGUUUGACACAUCUGUUUGGGGCGUUCAAGCUCCAAGACAUAGGCCAGAAAAUUGCAAAGCUACAGGACUAUCUGUCUGCGAAAAGUAAGUUGGAGACGCUAGCCGGAUUUUUUACUGAUGAUGACCGAGGAUUUCCGCAACUCAUUGAUCAUAUGAACAACCUGACAAGGGUGAAAGUAUGGUGCGAGGCCACAUCCGAGGCGAGCACCAACAUUGCUCACCUUUCAAAGGCCAUUCAGGGUUUCAUCCAGAAAGGAACAAAUUUGAAUGACGUCCGUUCACUCUCUCUGCAUUUCGGGGAAUGCUUCCAAGACCAAGAACACUUGCUGAAUUUUUCCCUGGAGGACUCCUGCUACCUAAGUUGUCUGAAGUUAAAAGGCAAAAUGCAGAGGUUACCUCAGUUUGUCACCUCACUCAGUGGUCUCACUGGGCUGUGUCUAUCAUCCCCUCAUGAUCUGCUGAACAGCGAUGUCCUUGCUGCCCUAAGCGAAGUUCGCUGUCUGCAUUACCUCAAACUGAUCACACUUCACCUGGACAAGUUCGUCGUAGAACAGGGUGCACUGAAGAGCCUUCGACGGCUAUGCAUCGUGGUGAAAUCCAUGACUCGGCCAGAAAUCCAGCAGGGGGCUCUGCCGAACCUGGAGUCACUCCGGCUGCUGUGCAAGGACCUCAAUGGGCUAUGUGGAAUCAGCAUCCAGCACCUUGGCGCUGAGUGCCUCAAGGAGGUCAUUCUUGACGAAAGAAUGGGUGGAGAAACAAAAGACAAAUGGAAGGAAGCGGUGAAGACCCACCCGAGACGGCCCAGGGUCGUGUUUCUUAGAACGGGGGAGGAUGGUCAGAUAUUGCAGAAUAGGGAGGCUGCUCAGCCUGCAGACAGUGCUGCUGCACUGGCUCUGGCUGCCGAUAUCCCUAUGCCCGUUCCGGUUUUUUGACGCCGAAACAAAGCUCAAGCGUGACAUCCUAGCCCAAUAUGACGUGUGUGAUGACAGUUGUAUGCGCAUGUUUAGACUCCCUCCAUAUUUUUAUGUAUG